AUGUUUGUUUGGAAAAAAAGAAUAAUGUUGAACAAGUUCAUAACGAAUUAUUCUAAUGUGAGAUUAUCUUUUUUAAUAACCUGGUGUAUAUUUUCAAUUAAUUUUGUCAAUAUUAAUGCCUAUCAAUCAGAUAAUUUAUUACGAAAUCAUUGGUUAAGCAAUAUUCAAGAUGAUGAUCUUAGACAAGCAAUAGAACAAGAAAAUAUUACAGAAGAACAAUUAAGAGAUCCGCAUCAAUUUGAUCGUUUACUGAAACGUUUAAUAUUUCUAUCACCUAAACAUUUACGGAGAUUUAUGAAACUAUUAAGAGAAUGGAAUAAUCUUAGUCAACGUAUAAGGUACGGAUGA
Messenger RNA from Schistosoma bovis, 348 nucleotides. The record is from the annotation of a GenBank genome assembly. NCBI's taxonomy places the organism in Eukaryota, Metazoa, Platyhelminthes, Trematoda, Strigeidida, Schistosomatidae.